Triticum aestivum (bread wheat) is the source of this 597-nucleotide messenger RNA. RefSeq lists its product as uncharacterized. Lineage: Eukaryota; Viridiplantae; Streptophyta; Magnoliopsida; Poales; Poaceae. The record is from RefSeq and is a predicted model, not a curated record. Bases 217 to 597 code for a protein of 126 amino acids. The transcript is spliced from 4 exons.
AGUAAUUGACUUCAGUUCCGUGGCUCGGAUCAUCGUGCGAUUACUGAUCCGUGAAUCAUGCGUGCUAACGACGUGAUUCUGGUGGAGUAAAUGCAGAAUGGGUAGGUGGGCGUCACUCCUUCCUACCUCCACCUCCUGGGGCUAUCGUGGCACUGCGGACGGUUCGGCGGCGGCUCUACCACCACCUCAAGCUGCGGUGUGCCGGCUCCGACGGCAAUGGAGUUCUUGCUGCAGCCGUUCAACAGAACGACUCUGAUUGAGGAAGUGAAUGACAACGAGAUACCGACGGGGCCAACGCGAUGUCCUGUUGUUCCGGUGCCGGCGUUGUCCUUGCCGGCGGCGAGUGCAUCCAGCGCAGAUGCGCUAAUCUGCUCGCCGCCUCAUGGAGCAGCAAAGGAUGGGCGUGAGAGGCCGCAGGGAUCUGAGAACUCGAUAGAGCAAGUUGAUCCACAGGCUCCGGGAUGGACUAGAAGGGUCAGGGUUGGGGCUGCAGCGCCGGGGCGUGCUCCCUGCCCGGAUAGGAUGACAGCCCUGGAAAAUCGGUCAGAGUUUUUGCUGAAACUCCUGAAACGACGGCCGGCGUUGACUCCAGAGUGA